Molecule: messenger RNA, 1473 nt
Organism: Malassezia restricta
Lineage: Eukaryota; Fungi; Basidiomycota; Malasseziomycetes; Malasseziales; Malasseziaceae
Product: FAS-associated factor 2
Exons: 1
Coding region: 1-1473 (490 amino acids)
Cellular component (GO): endoplasmic reticulum
Molecular function (GO): ubiquitin binding
Source: RefSeq, a predicted model, not a curated record
AUGGCGGACGCGUCGUCUGUGGCGCAGCUGCGCGAAGAGCUAGCGUUCCAUGGUCUCGGCGGUGAUUCGUUCCCGGCCGAUGAUCUGCUUCAAGUCAUGCUCGACGUCGAGGGUGGCGACGUGCGCGCCGCCGCGCGCUCGAUCCUCGAUGCUCAGGCGGCUGAACGACGGGUUGAACGCGCGAAUCCGACCGCAUCACCAGCGUUACCUGCACCCACGCACUCAUGGGUGACUUGGUGCGCGCGUGCUGUGCUGUGGCCUUUCUCUUUCCUUGGUGCGGCGCUUCUGUGGUGCUUCCGGCUCGUCCAGCGAAUUUCGCCACAACGUCCAGGCACCGACACUCGUGGUUUGACGCGAUAUGCGCAAGACCCCAAGGCCUGCGCACUACGGUGGAUUCAUGAGCUUGAGCUUGAAACGAAUGGCUCCGUGCUUCCUGAUGCGGCUUCCUUUCAGCGCGUGCCACUGCCUCCAUUCGUUACCAUGUCGUAUUCGGAAGCCCUGCGGCAGUCUAAGAAUGAUAUCCGAAUUCUCAUGAUCGUUCUUACGAGUCGUGUUCAUAAUGAGCACGAUUUUUUCUGUAAGCAUGUCUUGACAGAUCCACAUCUCGUCCGCAUGCUGCACUCGCCUGAUCUCCUUGUGUGGGGCGGUGAUAUUUCCGAUCGCGAGGCAUAUCGUGUGAGUGCGCUACUCGAGGCGACGACCUUUCCUUUCGUGGCCUUUAUUGCUCUUCAGUCACGUCGCUCAAGAUCUCGUGGCCGCAUUGUGCCACAUCCUACGGUCCUAUCGCGCCUGGAGGGCUCGCCGCAGACAAUCCUGUCGGCUUCUUCGAUCUGUGCGCACAUCAGCGAUGUGUUGCUUCCACGUACAAGCGCAUACCUCCAUGAGCUUCGAAGCGAACGGCGUCUCCGUGAGAUGGAUCGAGAGCUGCGUGAGGAACAAAAUCUUGCUUUCGAACAUGCGUGCCUACGUGAUCAGGAGCGUGUGAUCCGGAAACGGGCGGAAAAUGAGCGCAAGAUUGAGAAUGAAAGCCAACGUGCAUUGGAGGAGCAUAAGCAUGCACUUUUGGAGGCACAAAAGGCGCAAUGGCGGGCAUGGGCACGCGCUUACCUCGUGCCCCGAGAGCCUGAUCUGAGCGUGACCCCUGUUAUUCGUGUCAAUGUCAAGAUGCCUGAUGGUCGCAACCUUCAGCGCAGAUUCUUUCCCUCUGACUCCUUGGAGCAGCUCUAUGCGUACGUUGAUACACUGGAUGUACACAACGAUGACGCACCUGUAUCUAUGCCCCGCGAUUACGCACACUCAUACGACUUUUAUCUCGUGCAAACGUAUCCACGCCGUGUGCUGUCGCCAGAGAACAUGGCAAUUCUCUUGCAAGACGUCGAUGGCCUAGGGCCUAGUGCGAACCUUAUUGUCGAGUCGUCGACGGCGCACAACCUGGAUGAAGAUGAUGAAGAUGACGACGACAAUGACGAUUAA